Molecule: messenger RNA, 525 nt
Organism: Neospora caninum
Lineage: Eukaryota; Apicomplexa; Conoidasida; Eucoccidiorida; Sarcocystidae
Exons: 3
Coding region: 1-525 (174 amino acids)
Source: RefSeq, a predicted model, not a curated record
AUGCAAACCGAAGCCGCCGUUCGAUACCACUGCGCUCACAUCCGGGAUCGAGUAGCGCAACAUCUCGUUGCCCAGCUGCAAAAGCUCGGAGACCCAGAGAAGUACCAGGCCACCCUCGAAGAGUAUCUUGGUGCGGUGCGGAUGGCGCGGAUCGCUGUGCCUACCGGCAAGACGUUCGUGGAUCUGACAAUAGUUUGUCCCUUCAUGCCUACCUAUCUGAAAGAGGAUGUUGUCUCCAGGGAGCAACGUGCUCUCGCUAUCCAUGCAAUAUGUACGUCUCCAAAGACGCUUGAUGCGAAGCUGACGCUAGGAAAAGAUCUCCUGCGCCGCAUUAUGCGAACGACGCUCGCUUUCGUACCAAUUUUUGCUCCAGUUGCUGGAGUGGCCUGGAUUGGAACUGGCAUUCGCAAUGCAACACGCAAGUUGGCUUCCUUCUUCCGGAGCAGAACAAUUGAAAAACUGCGUCUUCGCCAACCGCCUUCAUGUGAGUUGAAGUGGGAGAUACAGAACAAGGGCUCAAUUUGA